AUGCUGUUAAACGCGUUUCGUAUGUCAAGACUGAUGGCAACACAAAACUUCUCGGAUGGGAAAUUGAUGGCUGCCAGGAUGUUGCAGUUUCAAGACGGCGUCAUCCGUGGAUAUUGCUUUCCUGAAGCCGUGCUGGUUGGGCGACAGGCCACCUCUGGACGUAAUGUGUUCCUCCAACCUUGCCACAAGCAUCGUCUCGAACACCUUACCGACGAAAUUUAG
Molecule: messenger RNA, 222 nt
Organism: Macrosiphum euphorbiae (potato aphid)
Lineage: Eukaryota; Metazoa; Arthropoda; Insecta; Hemiptera; Aphididae
Source: the annotation of a GenBank genome assembly